Molecule: messenger RNA, 1131 nt
Organism: Rodentolepis nana
Lineage: Eukaryota; Metazoa; Platyhelminthes; Cestoda; Cyclophyllidea; Hymenolepididae
Source: the annotation of a GenBank genome assembly
AUGAAGAUGAUGGCUCUUGAUUUUGAUCCACUAUUUCGCCUUAAAAAGCGUUUAGAUUCUCUCAAGCGUACGCAUGACGCAGGCGUUGCACGAAGUGCCUUUUUAACAGAAAGGAAUUAUAAUGCAAACCGUCAGUUAAUGCAGAGUCUGAUUCAUCGCUUGCACUCAGUAGAUUCAAAGACAAAAAGAACCAAACGAGUAAUGAAUCGUGUGAAGCUUUCAUCCCCAAAGAAGAUGCGUCCACUUACUGGUAAACCGCAAGAAAUAUUCAAUCCAAACUAUCCCGACUACGCGGAUUUUCACAAUAAGCUUAAUCCUCUAAAGAGAAUGCAUCCGUCUGAAUAUUGUGACCCUUCAGACUCAAAUUUAUUGAAAGAUUUGAAGGAGUUACCAACUCUUCAUCCAUCUCAGGUUGAUAGUGUUUUUCGCAAAAAGGGAAUGUGUUCUGAUAAUGCCUCCCAAAAGGGUGAACCGAUAUUCCCUCCUCCACCCGAUCCCUCGUGUUCUUUAUCUGCCCGUCCUGUUGUGAGCUCAGCUACAAAAUCCACGACUUCCAGUUCACAACGCAUUCGCAAGUGUUCACUGGCCUUCAAUCAAGCUGGACCUUCAAUACCACCCGCAUCUUGUAUGAACAAUUAUACUCAGAAUAUGCGUCCUGCAAUGUCAAAUUCACUCGCUACAGAUUCUUACCCUUAUGUUGACUUACGCACUAAAUAUGAUCCCGAUUUUUACCCAUCCCAAUCUACCUGUUACGACCAGUUAACUCUACCAGGUUUCUCAAACUACUAUGGUUUUAAUUCUUAUGGUCAUUCACCUGGUCACGGAACUUGGUCAUCCCUGGGUAAAUAUGAACAGAGUAUGUCCACACGUCUCGCCCAACCGAGUUCAGCCUCUCUUUCUCCUCCUGAUGUCACAGCUAGUUAUCGCGCUAAUUAUCCAGUCAGCACAGCACCUGAAACCUCUCCAGGAUUUACCACCAACCUGCCCUUUAACCAAUCCUUCCAAAAUGAUAAUUUUAUGCAAAAUAUGCAGUCAUAUCCACCUUCUCUUGAAUCCCAACAGCCAACUUAUGGGAUGAAUCUUCCCUCGUAUUCCUAUCCCCCUCCACCUAAUACCACUUCUUAUAUGUAA